This is a messenger RNA of Cavenderia fasciculata, 639 nucleotides long. RefSeq names its product putative GATA-binding transcription factor (gene gtaV). Gene Ontology annotation, biological process: regulation of DNA-templated transcription. The coding region runs from base 1 to 639 and encodes 212 amino acids. The transcript has a single exon. NCBI's taxonomy places the organism in Eukaryota, Evosea, Eumycetozoa, Acytosteliales, Cavenderiaceae. The record is from RefSeq and is a predicted model, not a curated record. Gene Ontology annotation, molecular function: sequence-specific DNA binding; zinc ion binding.
AUGCAACAUUUAAUAAACUCCUCCUCCGCCUCCUCUUCCUCACCUCCAUUUAAAAUGGUACAAUUAAACUAUCCAUUACCAAGAUUAGAUGUUAAUAUGGGACCAUUCCAUGCGAGAGAAAAUCAACAGACAGUUGAAGACAUCCGUUUACCAGAUUUCCAAUCCUUUUUGACAGAGAUUAAAGUUCAAUCACAAAACGAUCCAUUAAAAGCCGAUAAAAUGUCAGAACCAUCUGUUGGAAAUUCAUUUGUACAAAGACAUUCACCAUUCCCAAUGAAGGUGGAUAGUCCCAAUUAUUCCCUACCACUCCCACCUCCUCGAUCUCCACUUUCACCUUUUUCCGACUACCAAAAGGAUAUCGAAGAAUCAAUGAUAAUAUUUUCACAAAAUACAGUGAUGAUACCAGCUAAAAAAAGAGGUAGACCACCUUUAUCGAAACCAGAAUGUUGUGCCAAAUGUUCUGUAACGUCGACACCCGAAUGGAGAAAGGCACCCAAUGGAGAGUAUGUCUGUAAUGCAUGCGGACUUCAAAUUUGGAAAAAAAACAAACAAGAAAGAGCCCAAUCCUUAUCAUCGCAAUCACCACCAAUGGAACCAAUUAAACCAUCGAUCAAUUCUUCUAUUCAAUGUUUAUAUUAA